Messenger RNA from Camponotus floridanus (Florida carpenter ant), 820 nucleotides. RefSeq names its product transmembrane protein 186. The record is from RefSeq and is a predicted model, not a curated record. The coding region runs from base 136 to 753 and encodes 205 amino acids. The transcript has 2 exons. Gene Ontology annotation, cellular component: mitochondrion. NCBI's taxonomy places the organism in Eukaryota, Metazoa, Arthropoda, Insecta, Hymenoptera, Formicidae.
CAUUUUGUCUCUUCCAGUUGCAGCAGAUGGUCUCAUCGAUUUCAUUUUUGCCUCGUGUUUACUAUAACCUCGCUGAUGAUCUUAGUCAACCUAACCUGCUUUUACAAUUUAUAGUUAUAAUAUAACUCCUGUCACAUGUAUCUUCGACUUUUGACAAAUCUUUGCGAGCGAUCCUUAUAUCGCGCUUCGAGUAAUGUCGGACUCCGGUUCAACAGAUCGUGCCACGCUGCGAAUAAAAACGAGGAAAAACAAGAGGCGAAAAUUGUCUCGACAAGGUUUCCCGAUUACAAAGUAAUCUAUAUCUUUCCUUACAUCAGAUACAUCAGUGCCAUAAAUAAAGUAAAAUUUCAAUUGACUGUGCUCACUGCAACGGCUGUGCCUGUGAUAGCUGGACUUUACUCGACCAAUAUCAUGUCGCUGGAAAUGGCCAUUUCAUCGAUAGCAAGCGGUGUUUCAACAACAAUAUGGAUACACAGUCUUGGAAUUUUCUGCAAUAAUCUCAUAGGAUAUGUAUAUAUAAACUUGGAUAAACGAAAAGUAAUAUUAUCUUACGUAGACUACUGGGGGAAGAGAAUAGACAUGGAGACCACUAUCAAUGAAAUUAUUCCCAUGUCGGACAAUGCCAUCGGUAUCACCAAUUAUCUGUACAGGGAAAUACUAUUCACUUCACAAAAACAAAAGUUGAAGAUAAAUAUGAAGCUCGGACGAAUAUUCGAUAUGGACACAUUUAAAUAUACUCUAGGAACAGAUUAAAGUUUAAAUAUAUUCCAUUCACAUGUAUAUGUGUAAAUAUACCGUAUAUAAAAUCACAUCAAUUCAA